AAUGACCAGACUGACCUUUGACCUCCUCAGGUACAUCCACUACGUGUUUGACCUUGGCAAUGGGCCUAACGUCAUCAAGGGUAACAGCGACCGGGCUCUCCAUGACAACCAGUGGCACAAUGUGGUCAUCACCCGUGACAACAGCAACAUCCACACGCUGAAGGUGGACGCCAAGGCAACCAGCCAGGUGGUCAAUGGAGCCAAAAACCUCGACCUGAAAGGUAGAGUAUAUAGCAGAGGUGGUUCAGUGAACCAUGUGGGAUGACUAACCUUGCUUGAGACCUGAAUAUCCAUGUCCCAGAGCUAAUGCCUAGGCUUUACCUCAAUGGGCUAUUGUGGUUUUGAGUCGCACACAUACACCCUGGUUGAUUAUGUAGAAUUUGUUGAAUUAAUUAUCGUAAAACACUCUUUAAAAACAUAAUGUAUUUGCAAAUAACAGCUUAAACAGGACUGUAAAACAAAGCAUUACCAGGACUGUAAAAUAAAAUACUUGGUGAUAAAGCUUGACUCUGUCAGUACAUGUCGGUGUCCUCUCUCCUCCUCCCUCCAGGUGACCUGUUUAUCGCUGGACUGGGCCCUGGUAUGUACAAUAGCCUGCCCAAGCUGGUGGCGUCCCGGGAUGGCUUCCAGGGCUGCCUGGCCUCUGUGGACCUCAACGGCCGCCUCCCAGAUCUCCUCCAAGACGCGCUGUUCCGCAGCGGGCAGAUCGAGCGAGGAUGCGAAGGUACACCCUCCCUCAAAACCAUGUCCGACUCGGACUUCAGCUCAAACUCAAACUACAACCCAAACUACAACCCCAGAAACAACAAAAACUUCAACGACAGCUCAGGGAGCCCAUUCUUCCUCCUUAACUCCAACAGUAGCUCCACCUCCCUUGUACCUUACGCGCCCUCGUCCAUCCUACUAACCCUGCUGGUCACCUCACUCACCACCCAGACAGCCCUCUGUUAGUUAGAGCAGGGCUGGACAUUUACAACCAUCACCAACUGCCAUCUUUACAGUAGGUACAGUAGAUGUUGACCCUAACCAAUGGUCCAGGGUCAGUAUUAAUUCAUCCUAAUGUAUAAGGUUAGGGUUUGAAGUUGGGAAAUCAUAGAUAUGUGGUGAUGGGCUCUUAUCGGCCACAUUGGUCGCACGUUGAUGAUGUCACAUCAGCACAGCUCAAAGCAGCAGUACAGUAACAUCAGUAAACAUUAGCACAAGCACAACCCGGUGCUCCAUUGUUUUGAGAUUUUUCCCUUUUUUAUUGGUGUUUUAGGAGCUCGUCAUGAUUGAUAAUUACAGUCAUGUUUCAGAAAGACAGAAAAUACAUAAAAAACUUUUAAAAAACUUGAGUAACAUCUUGGCAGAUUGUGUAGAAGUGUUUCUGAACAUACAACACAGGGAGCUACUGGUAUGUUGAUUAUGUCCGUUUUGUAUACAAAACUUUUGAUUGUGUGGGCAUAUAAGUGAUCAAUUACUAUUUUGUUCUGUAUAAUAAGUCCUUAUUAUACAUAGCUAAGAUUGGCUAUUUGUUGGUUUAACGCACUAUACUGUACAACCCAAAUUUACAUACAGGUUGUACUAAUCUUCAGAUUAGAAAUGUAAUCGGCUAUUCUUGCCCAAGCAACAAUACAACUAUAGAGAAUAGUAUGAAUAAGAAUUGUAAUAUCUCUAUGGAGCCAUAUGAAAACCCCAGUCAGAUAUGGUACAAGAGCUUGUAUACAAUGUGCGCACAAAACUAAAAUGCCAAAGGUUUCAGUUUGUUUAGUGUUUAUUUUAAAUAUUCCAUGCAUAUCAACUAGCUGAAGAUGGCCUAUAGAAAUAUUUUUGCACUAGCAUCAAAUUUCAUUCAAAUUAAGAAUUAUUGCUGCAAAUACGCUAUGCUCUUUUGACCUUGAUUAUUCUUAAAAUAUAAUUUCUAGUUACUAUAGUUUUUGGUUUGUGGGCAAGUUUCCUGAGUCAUAACUGUUUGCAUGUGAAUCACUUUGUUUUCUGAACAUUUAUUUCCUUUUUCUUUUGUGUGAGUGUUUUCUCAUCCUGUAUUUAAUAUCAACCUAUCUGUUGUGUAUCUGUUUUUGUUAUGUUGAAAUGACCGUAUCAGAGAGCCACAUAAUGGUGCAGUAUAUACCUUAUAUACCUUUAACAUUAUGACUAUUGUAACUCAAUAUUUAUAACCCCAUAAGUCUUCCAAUCAUUACAAGUCUGAAUGUUACUUUGGGAGAUACAGUAUACACUGUGAUGUAUGUGUAUGUGUGAAUCCGUUUAUUUAUUUUUCACAAUAAAAGCUCAUAAAUCAUAUUUAUUUGGUCUUCUGUUGUAUCACAUCCAUGACAUUUCUUCUUUAUUGUAAUUUUGUUUGUCUGUAAGUGGUUAUGAGAAUGUGUGCACACAUAUUUGCAUCUGUGUGUGUAUUUUCACUUAUAAUUUUUCUAAAUCAUUGUCAUGUAAUGAACUUUCCUGUCAACAAAAAUGGCAGUGUAGUCAGUUGGGUUUUGGAGCACACAGUUGAACAGCAGAUGGAGAAGCAUGGUCAAAAAUGAUGAUUUUAUUAACAGUCUUGUAGGCAAACAAAAACAUUUACAGUCCAGGAAUUCAAGGCAAAAGUUGUUGUAGUUCAAAAAGUUUUUGUGGAAAAAAUGAACCAAAGUAGCCUAAUUACUAGCAACCUAACGGCGGGCAAAACAGCCAAACACUGCAAAAACUGCAGAAAGACUCACAGCUGAGUCUAUAUUAGGGAUCAUCAACUAGAUUCUGCUGCAAGCCGAUUUUUUUAAUAUAAUUUUUUAAAAUUACAAUUAAUUAAUUAAUUUGUAGACUGCAAAUUGACCGCAAAAAGCCCAAACAGAUAUCAUAUUUGACAUAAUCAUAUCAAACCUUGCUUACAUUUGUAUACAAUCACAUUAUGCAUGGGAAUACUUGGGAACAGAUAUGCAAAAUUCAAAUCACUUGGAGCUGAUUUCCUGUUGUUUUUACAGUCUUUUAUGUCCAACAAUGAAAAUGGUAAAAAUCAUAAAUACAUUUGCUCAGAAUACUUGGGUCGUCAAAUAAAACCAAGCCAAAUUCGGCCUGCGGGCCACCAGUUGGGGAACCCUGGUCUAUAGCCUACCUUAGAUGCUAAAACAACAGCACAUUGUCUACACACAACCAACAACAUCCCCCACUAUCAGAAUUAAUUAUCCCAAACAAUCCGUGGGAACUACCCUGGGCCCAGUUUCCCAUAAGCAUGUUAAGGCUAAGUUCAUCUUAGAACCUUCAUAGGAGCAUUGUUAAAUCUCCGAGCUGUUUCCCAAAACCAUCCUUACUAAAGUUGUACUUGAAAACGAAAUGUUCAUUUUUACCGACUGCCUUAGGCCACUUGUACAAAAGCUAACGCCUCCAUCACACCGACAUUGUUUUACAUUUCGGUACAUCAGAAGUACAUUCAUUUCUAAUGGAACGCUGCAUUUGCCUUGCAGCAGUGCGUUACAGAGGCAAUUGCAGUGUGUUCUGUGUGGUGCACGUUGGAUUUAUCGAAUGUAUGCAUCAAAUUGUAUGCAUAUAUGGCUUGACAGAAAUGGUAGCAGAAGGUGAAUGUUUAACUUUUGUUGCACACAUAUCCAGAUGAUGCUGCGUACCAUUUUGUGCAAUGGUGCUGUAGGUGUGAUCGAGGUGUAUGCGAUGCCCUUUUGCAUCACUUUAUACACAGAAGAUCUCCCUGCUAAACAUACAAUCAAGCUGUUUAUCUGUCUCUCUGUGACUGCUGAUAACUUCGGAAUGAAGUUGACACAAGGUUGCCAAUGUCUUUGCUAUUGUUACAAACAAGCGAAGAAUAAAAAUAUGCUUAAAUGAAAACCGAGAUCGCUGCAUAAAACAAUUAUGGUAGGCCUAUAGGUUAGGCUACAUAGUCCUAUAUAGUUCAAUCAUAUUGAAAUCAAUUUCAUGUUCAGUCAAUUGAGUUCUAUUUGGCAAAUUCUAUGCUACACUGUCACAUUUUUUCACAAUUAUAUGCCCAAUCCGUUAUUUCAGUACAUUAUUAUAGGGUAGGCCUAGGCAUUAUAAUAAGCUGCCUCAAUAUUUGCAACUACAGUUGAAGUCGGAAGUUUACAUACACUUAGGUUGGAGUCAUUAAAACUUGUUUUUCAACCACUCCACACAUUUCUUUUUAACAAACUAUAGUUUUGGCAAGUCGGUUAGGACAUCUACUUUGUGCAUGACUCAAGAAAUGUUUCCAACAAUUGUUUACAGACAGAUUAUUUCACUUAUAAUUAAUUCACUAUCAGAAUUCCAGUGGGUCAGAAGUUUACAUACACUAAAUUGACUGUGCCUUUAAACAGCUUGGAAAAUUCCAUAAAACGAUGUCAUGGCUUUAGAAGCUGCUUAUUGACAUAAUUUGAGUCAAUUGGAGGUGUACAUGUGGAUGUAUUUCAAGGCCUACCUUCAAACUCAGUGCCUCUUUGCUUGACAUCAUAGGAAAAUCAAAAGAAAUCAGCCAAGACCUCAGAAAACAAAUGGUAGACCUCCACAAGUCUGGUUCAUCCUUGGGAGCAAUUUCCAAACGCCUGAAGGUACCAUGUUCAUCUGUACAAACAAUAGUACGCAAGUAUAAACACCAAGGGACCACGCAGCCGUCAUACUGCUCAGGAAGGAGACGUGUUCUUUCUCCUAGAGAUGAACAUACUUUGGUGCGAAAAGUGCAAAUAAAUCCCAGAUCAACAGCAAAGGACCUUGUGAAGAUGCUGGAGGAAACAGGUACAAAAGUAUCUAUAUCCACAGUAAAACAAGUCCUAUAUCGACAUAACCUGAAAGGCCGCUCAGCAAGGAAGAAGCCACUGCUCCAAAACCGCCAUAAAAAAGCCAGACUACGGUUUGCAACUGCACAUGGGGACAAAGAUUGUACUUUUUGGAGAAAUUUCCUCUAGUCUGAUGAAACAAAAAUAGAACUGUUUGGCCAUAAUGACCAUCGUUAUGUUUGGAGGAAAAAGGGGGUUGCUUGCAAGCCGAAGAACACCAUCCCAACCGUGAAGCACGGGGGUGGCAGCAUCAUGCUGUGGGGGUGCUUUGCUGCAGGAGGGACUGGUGCACUUCACAAAAUAGAUGGCGUCAUGAGGAAGGAAUAUUAUGUGAAUAUAUUGAAGCAACAUCUCAAGACAUCAGUCAGGAAGUUAAAGCUUAGUCGCAAAUGGGUCUUCCAAAUGGACAAUGACCCCAAGAAUACUUCCAAAGUUGUGGCAAAAUGGCUUAAGAACAACAAAGUCAAGGUAUUGGAGUGGCCAUCACAAAGCCCUGACCUCAAUCCUAUAGAAAAUGUGUGGGCAGAUCUGAAAAAGUGUGUGUGAGCAAGGAGGCCUACAAACCUGACUCAGUUACACCAGCUCUGUCAGGAGGAAUGGGCCAAAAUUCACCCAACUUAUUGUGGGAAGCUUGUGGAAGCCUACCCGAAACGUUUGACCCAAGUUAAAGAAUUGAAAGGCAAUGCUACCAAAUACUAAUUGAGUGUGUGUCAACUUCUGACCCACUGGGAAUGUGAUGAAAGAAAUAAAAGCUGAAAUAAAUCAUUCUCUCUACUAUUAUUCUGACAUUUCACAUUCUUAAAAUGAAGUGGUGAUCCUAACUGACCUAAGACAGGGAAUUUUUACUAGGAUUAAAUUACGGGAAUUGUGAAAAACUGAGUUUAAAUGUAUUUGGCUAAGAUGAAUGUAAACUUCCGAAUUCAACUAUAUAUGUGGUAGGCCUUAUAUGAGCUGAUCCGUCGUCAGUAGGCCUAUUGUGGAAUAAUUAGGCCUAUAAUGUAAGAUUUGAAUGGAGAAAGCUUAUCAGAGAGCAGCGCUGCCUUUCUUUCAAGCCUAUCAGUAUCUACCCAUGCUCGAACAACACACUAAAAGACGGUACAUGGUCAAUCCGAUGUCUUCAUUGGCUGUGCAGCAUUUACUGUGAUAUGGUCUCAGCAGAAGUCAGGGCAUUCAUACUUCUUGCGUUUCGCGGAGCAGUGCAGAGCUGUUGUGGAGUGAGUUUGUUAAUACAGGAUCCCCCGCCCUCACCUAUUGUCAACCAAGCAUUGUUACAAAAUUUGAGAGGAGCGCAGCAUGAGGUAUGGAGCUCAAUUUGGCCUCUGCGUGCCUCUGGAGGCCACGAAAUUGCAUCACAACAUCCAUUCCGCGCCUCCGACCACAUUUUCAGAUCAAGCACAAAUUGGCGCUUAGCAAACUUUUUUUCUGCGCGGUGUCUUGGGAAAAGAUGCAUAAUUAAAACACUGUUAAGCCUAAAUUCCAUCACUAUUGGAAACCAGAUCCAGGUAAAGUAGUGUAUGAGAUUGGCCCAACAUGAAGACCCAGAAGCAUGGUGAGUUGACAGAAAUGUUACAAACUAAACAGUGGUUUCUAUGCAAAAUAAGCAAUGUGAUGACUUGGUCUAAGCAUGCAUGUAAAGAAGCACUUUUGCUAACUCAUACAAUUGUGAGCUCUCAUCAGAACAUGAAUAAAUGGUCCGUUCUAUCCGUGUUGCUUGGGACAUCCAUACCCCAUUUAAGUUUACAUUUUAUAUGGUUAAGGUAAGGGUUAAGGUUAGGGUUAGGUAAGGUUAGUGGUUAGGGUUAUGGUUAGGGACAUCCCAAGGAUCCCGGAUAGCAUUGACCAUUAAUAAAUAGGCAACUUUAAUUACACACGAAAUAACAAAAUAGGUUCGAAUCCGAUUUAAACUCUAGGCUCCCCUAUUGAUAAUCACAAAACAAUGUGACAGUUUAAUGAUAAUAUUGUCAUGCAGUUUUAAUCAGGGAUUAACAAUGGACUUUUAGUAGGCUAUGUUACAACAAAGUCAAUAAGUCAACAAAGUUACAAAUCAAUUUGGGGAGCAUCAUAAUCCUAAACUUCGAAUUUAAGCCAUAGCUUAUUGUAAUUGAAGAAAACUCUCACUAGAUGGUGCUAAUGCCUCUACCAUUGGGGGACAGCUGAAAGCUGAGAACUACAGGCGUUGAAGAGCAUUAGUGGGUAAAUGUCCAAUGCAGCUCUCAUUCACUACUGUAGGCAACAAUGCAAUCAAGUUCAUUCUGAAGGAAAACAAAAUGAGUGUUAAACUGUAUUUCAUUGUUUCUGUGACUCAUGUCAUCCCUGAACCAUCUUGUGUCGUUUGUCCUCAUUCCUUCAUGGUAAAACAUAUUCAUACUAACCUUUGUGUUUUCAUCACUCUUGAGCAGCAACGGUCCAUACAUACAUCUACAAAAUGUUAAAAAAUCCUAAUUGGGUUUGAUUAAAUACCUUAUUCAUUUAAAAUAAAAAUAUUGCCUUCAUCGUAUUCCUUUGCAGGUUUCCAUGCAGAUGUCUGUUUGUUAUUUCCUGUUGUCAUUUUCACUUGAAUAUUAAUAUUUUAGCAAAGUGUGUCUGAAUUAUGUGCAAUGACUGAAUAGGUAAACAUGUAGCUAAACCAAUGGUGCAGUGCCCUUCCGAAUAGGCCUUCAUUUGUUGAAGUGACAAUAUACAAUGUGUCUCAAUAGGCCCAGAAAUCUCCAAUCCAUAACCAUCUUCACCUACAUGUUUUUUCUGUACUGUUCCCAUCUAUUUAAUGUAUCCUUAUAGUUUGGUUGUCAUGGUAGUGUAGCCCUGACCCCUGACCCCUUCCUUAGAGAGGUUAAAGGGCAUGUCUAUGUUAGUAAAGCGCUUGCUUUAUUAACCGACAGUCAUUGGCCACCUACUAACCUUAUUUUAUCGUUUUUCGCUUUCUGUUCUUUUCGCUAACAAAGUUGGUUUCACCAAAGCUGACCUACAAGGU
Coregonus sp. 'balchen' is the source of this 7722-nucleotide messenger RNA. NCBI's taxonomy places the organism in Eukaryota, Metazoa, Chordata, Actinopteri, Salmoniformes, Salmonidae. The record is from the annotation of a GenBank genome assembly.